This is a messenger RNA of Adineta steineri, 984 nucleotides long. Lineage: Eukaryota; Metazoa; Rotifera; Eurotatoria; Adinetida; Adinetidae. The record is from the annotation of a GenBank genome assembly.
AUGCGUCUCUCAUUAAGUCGAUUAGGUAUGACCUGGGGUAGAAUUGGUCAACAACGUGGCAAAGUUGAAUAUACUCUUUCAGCAUAUGAACAAAAUCCAUAUGCUGGUGUUUUUGGUGAUGUUUCAUAUCGUUAUUAUUCUCGACUUUUUAAGACACUUUUCACAAUAUGGGUGCCAAAUAUCUUACUCGGAUACGGAGUUUUUACAUGGGCUAAUUGGGAAUAUACUCGAUGUCAGCGAAAAUUACCAAGUCAAUUUGCUGAUGAAAAACCACCAGAAAAUGAAGCCCAUGAUUUCUAUCAAUUAACUAAUUCAACAACUGAUUUUAAGUCACGUUCAAGUGAUGUAUUUGAUAAAUUAGCAAAUCUUGAAAAACAACAUGAUGUACAGAAAAAAACUCAAAAUCCUAUAUGUAUAAUUGAUGAUGAAACUCCUUCAACAUCCCAACAAAAUCCAAUAAUUCCAAGCAAUGCAAUUACAUUUAAAAAACGUCCAGCUGAUGAUAGUUUUACUCGUCCAAUGGAUAAAUGGAAAAAAUAUGAUUUAGAUGAUGUGAAUGAACAUCAUUUAGGUGGUAUGGGUAAUCAACAUGCAUUAAAUGAUUUUCUUCGUACACGAGUGAAACCAUCAAUUACAAAAGAAACUAAAAAAGAAGAUGAAGAAGAAGAUAAUCAAGCAAUACCUAUUUUUCGACGUCCUGCAAAGAAACCAAUUCUAGCAAAUGAAGAUGAAGAAGAUAAUCGAUUUAUACCUAUACGAGCACCUUUACCUCCAACUACAACUGAACCAAAAAUUGAAAAUGAUGAUAAUGAAGAAGUUGCAUAUAAACUAAAAUCUAUACGUAAAAAACCUCGUGGUGUUGCUUUAAGCACAAACGACAAAAAAUCUAUUAAAACUCCAAUUGAAAAUUCUGAAGAGAAAGAUGCUACUCCUCUCGAUGAUAAUGAAGAAGAAGACAUUGAUGAUGAACUUUUUGAACCUUAA